Fonsecaea multimorphosa CBS 102226 is the source of this 1170-nucleotide messenger RNA. RefSeq lists its product as uncharacterized. The record is from RefSeq and is a predicted model, not a curated record. The coding region runs from base 1 to 1170 and encodes 389 amino acids. The transcript has 2 exons. Lineage: Eukaryota; Fungi; Ascomycota; Eurotiomycetes; Chaetothyriales; Herpotrichiellaceae. Gene Ontology annotation, biological process: transmembrane transport.
AUGGACAGCCGAGGCGCCUCGAGGUUGCUCGAGGAGCCACCCCCGGGCCCUGACCGAAGACUGUUCCCCGACAACGAUGCCUCGAUAACAUUGACCAGACCUGCGUCCCAGGCGCAGAAGCCUCUGGAUAAGCACAGCCUUGAGUAUAUCAUACGCUCCGGGCUAGCAGGGGGGUUGGCAGGAUGUGCGGCAAAAACUGUUGUCGGCCCUCUUGACCGAGUAAAGAUCCUCUUCCAAGCUUCCAAUCCUCAGUUCGCAAAGUACACGGGCAGCUGGUUCGGCGUGGUGACGGCGAUCCGGGAUAUACAAAAGAAUGAAGGGCCCCGGGGUUUAUUUCGCGGUCAUUCUGCGACUCUUCUGAGAGUCUUCCCAUAUGCCGGGAUCAAGUUCCUCGCCUACGAGCAGAUAAGAGCCGGUGUCAUUCCGGACAAAACCUAUGAAACACCAUUUCGCCGCUUUAUAUCUGGGUCUAUGGCGGGCAUCACUUCAGUCUUCUUCACCUACCCUCUCGAGGUCAUCCGUGUGCGGCUAGCUUUCGAAACUAAGAAGGACUCACGCUCGUCUCUGACGAGAAUAUGUCGGCAGAUCUACCAUGAGCAGCCUCCGCAACCAGAGAAUCUCGCCGGUCAUAACUCAGUUGCAGCCGCCACGAAUGCAGCGCAGAAAGCUGUGCCAAAGUCGGGACUUGUCAACUUCUACCGCGGAUUCUCUCCGACCUUGUUGGGCAUGUUGCCAUAUGCUGGAAUGUCCUUCUUGACGCAUGACACGAUAGGCGAUUUAUUCAGACAUCCCCUCCUGGCGCCAUACACAGUCCUACGCUCAACAUCUACGGCCGCAAUCCCUCCCGUAGAAACCCGUUCAAAUGCCAAGGUCCAACGGCGGGCCCAACUGACUGCCCCAGCGGAGCUCACCUCGGGCGCAAUAGCUGGUCUAGUUUCUCAAACCUCGUCUUACCCACUUGAAGUGAUUCGGCGGAGAAUGCAAGUCGGUGGCGCUAUAGGGGAUGGCCAUCGCUUAACUAUUGCCGAAACAGCGCGUCGGAUAUGGCUUGAAAGAGGCUGGAGAGGGUUCUUCGUCGGUCUCACCAUUGGCUAUGUCAAAGUCAUACCGAUGGUCGCCACAAGUUUCUAUGUCUACGAACGCAGCAAAUGGCUCUUGGGAAUUGGUUGA